AUGACUACAUUUACAACACAAGACAUUGAUGCGAUGUUCGGAGGCCUUGCAAAGUGUUUGCAACACAUCUACGCAAGUUUAGAUGUCGUUGCGAUACGAUGUGCGUUAGAGCUCCAUAUUCCGGACGUAAUAAACCACCACGACGGGCCCAUCACCUUGGCUCAAAUCGCUCACGGAAUCAACUCAUCGUCACUAAACAUUGAAGGCCUCUCACGCCUAAUGUCGUUUCUGGUCAAGAGACAAAUAAUCGAUCAAGUGCAUCAACCUGCAGAGACCGACGAACCACUCUACACCCUCAACCCGUGCUCUAAAUGGCUCGUACAAGAUCCCAAAACCACCACCAUUGCACCUUACGUGAUGAUGGUUACAAACUCGUCUCUACGCUCGCUUUUGGGGAACCUAAGUAAAUGCAUCGCGCAAGGGGGUACGACAGCUAUGAAUGCUUUCGGGGUCGAUUUCUGGAGCUUCCUUUCCGUCAACCCUCGUGUUAACGACGUCUUCAACGAAGGAAUGGCGUGUGGAACACGGAUCACCAUGGAUGCAUUGAAGUCAAAGUACAGAUUCGAUGAGUUGAAAGGAACUUUGGUUGAUGUUGGUGGUGGUCUUGGGGCUGCCAUUAAUGAUAUCGUCACUGCAUAUCCACAUCUUAAAGGUAUUAACUUUGACUUGCCACAGGUUAUAUCAACUGCACCAACAUAUAAAGGAGUUACCCAUGUUGGAGGUGACAUGUUUGAAGCCAUCCCCCCUGCAGAUUCUGUCUUCUUGAAGUCGGUUCUACAUGACUGGAGCGAUAACAAAUGUAUUCAGAUACUUAAAAACUGUCGGGAUUCCAUACCUGGGAAAACGGGUAAAAUUAUUAUAGUGGAUACCAUCUUGCAUCGUGGAGGAGAUGAUGCGUUUGAGUAUACACGUACUGCUCAUGAUCUCAUGAUGUUCUCAUUAUUCGAAAAUGGAAAAGAAAGGACAGAGGUAGAAUGGAAGACGAUAUUGAACGAAGCAGGCUUUUAUCGUUACAAUGUUAUCCAAAUUCCUGCAAUCGAAUCCAUCAUUGAAGUCUAUUCAGAUUGAUGUGAACGGGUUCAUCUCAAAUGCACGGUCUACAGUUGGCUUCC
Cynara cardunculus var. scolymus (artichoke) is the source of this 1112-nucleotide messenger RNA. RefSeq names its product xanthohumol 4-O-methyltransferase-like. The transcript is spliced from 2 exons. Bases 1 to 1068 code for a protein of 355 amino acids. The record is from RefSeq and is a predicted model, not a curated record. Gene Ontology annotation, molecular function: O-methyltransferase activity; protein dimerization activity; S-adenosylmethionine-dependent methyltransferase activity. Lineage: Eukaryota; Viridiplantae; Streptophyta; Magnoliopsida; Asterales; Asteraceae. Gene Ontology annotation, biological process: methylation.